UCGUGAAGCGUUCCAUAUUUUUGCCAUUCCCCAGGAAGCCUACAACGCAGUUCACGUCAGUGGCUCACCCACAGCCCUGGCAGCUGUGAAGCUGGAGGAUGACAAGGAGAAGAUGGUGGGCACCACAUCUGUAGUGAAAAACUCCCAUGAAGAGGUAGUGCAGACCCUUGCAAACUCUCUCUUUCCAGCACAGUUCAUGAAUGGCAACAUCCACAUUCCAGUGGCUGUGCAGGCCGUGGCAGGCACAUACCAGAAUACAGCUCAGACUGUCCAUAUAUGGGACCCCCAGCAGCAGCCACAGCAACAGACCCCCCAGGAACAGACGCCACCGCCGCCUCAGCAGCAGCAGCAGCAGCAGCUCCAGGUUACUUGUUCAGCUCAGACUGUCCAGGUUGCUGAAGUUGAACCGCAGUCACAGCCACAGCCUUCACCAGAACUUCUGCUUCCAAAUUCUCUGAAGCCAGAAGAAGGGCUUGAAGUGUGGAAAAACUGGGCGCAGACCAAGAAUGCUGAGCUGGAGAAGGAUGCUCAGAACAGACUGGCACCCAUUGGAAGGCGUCAGUUGCUACGAUUCCAGGAAGAUCUCAUCUCUUUUGCUGUGGCUGAGUUGAAUUAUGGGCUCUGUCUGAUGACACGGGAAGCUUGAAAUGGAGAAGGUGAACCCUAUGACCCAGAUGUGCUGUACUAUAUUUUCCUGUGUAUUCAAAAGUAUCUUUUUGAGAAUGGACGGGUUGAUGACAUUUUCUCCGAUCUUUAUUAUGUUCGAUUUACGGAGUGGCUGCAUGAAGUUCUGAAGGACGUUCAGCCCCGAGUCACUCCACUUGGCUAUGUCCUGCCCAGCCACGUGACUGAGGAGAUGCUGUGGGAGUGCAAGCAGCUCGGGGCUCACUCCCCUUCCACCCUGCUGACCACCCUCAUGUUCUUUAACACCAAAUACUUCCUGUUGAAGACAGUGGACCAGCACAUGAAGCUGGCCUUCUCCAAGGUCUUACGACAGACAAAGAAGAACCCCUCUAAUCCCAAGGAUAAAAGCACGAGUAUUCGGUACCUGAAGGCACUUGGGAUACACCAGACUGGCCAGAAAGUUACAGAUGACGUGUAUGCAGAGCAGACGGAAAAUCCAGAGAACCCACUGAGAUGCCCAAUCAAGCUCUAUGAUUUCUACCUCUUUAAAUGCCCCCAGAGUGUGAAAGGCCGGAAUGACACCUUUUACCUGACGCCCGAGCCGGUGGUGGCCCCCAACAGCCCAAUCUGGUACUCAGUCCAGCCUAUCAGCAGAGAGCAGAUGGGGCAGAUGCUGACUCGGAUCCUGGUGAUACGAGAAAUUCAGGAGGCCAUUGCGGUGGCCAGCGCCAGCACCAUGCACUGAGAGACCCCUCAGCCAUGGUGCAUGGGAGACCAUCCAGGAAAAAAAACGGACAGACUUUCACACUAAAGAAGAGGCCUCCAUUUUUUUUCUUUUCUUUUUUAUUGGUGUAGUUAUGAAGCCUUUCAGACUGCUUCUGUUUCAAAUGUAAAAGGAAACUUUGCCCCCUUGUGCAUCUUCAUAAACCUGCUGUGGGGACUCCUCAGCCCAUAGGGGCUCAGGGUUUCCUGAGAGCCAGAUGUCAUGGAAAGUUGCUGGCUGACUUUUUUUUGUGUGUGGGGCCUAAGGAAAGGGCUUGGACUGUUAGGAGAAAUGUGGCCCCUUCCCUUCCUCCAGAAAGAUGGAAUUAAUGAUGGAUGGACCCUCCAGGGAAUCUCCCCAGCUGGCUUCCACUCUGACUGGCAGACUUCGCUGACCACGGGGGAGCCACGGUCUUUUCUUUCUUCAUGCUCAGACACAAACCUAGCAUCUUAAUGGAAGGAAAAUGAGGGGAACUUCAAUUAUGAUUUAUUAAAGACAAUUUCUAUUACACCCUCCUUUAUGACAAGUGACAUUUUAGAUGUUAAAGUAAAAACUUUACCAUGCCUUUUUCCCCCCGUACCCUGGCCUAACACUGAGGCCUUAAACCUGAGGCUUCUGUGCCUGAUGGAAUUCUUGUAACAUACACUUGUGUAUCAUAUAAAGAUACCACUCUGUUUCUCUUA
This is a messenger RNA of Bubalus bubalis (water buffalo), 2070 nucleotides long. Its product is annotated as transcriptional regulator QRICH1-like. The record is from RefSeq and is a predicted model, not a curated record. Lineage: Eukaryota; Metazoa; Chordata; Mammalia; Artiodactyla; Bovidae. The transcript has a single exon. The coding region runs from base 113 to 646 and encodes 177 amino acids.